Mesorhabditis spiculigera is the source of this 582-nucleotide messenger RNA. The record is from the annotation of a GenBank genome assembly. Lineage: Eukaryota; Metazoa; Nematoda; Chromadorea; Rhabditida; Rhabditidae.
AUGCCCGAAAAUCAAAAUGAAGAUUCGAUACCCCUAGCUCCCGGCAUCGCCACCUUCAGCCUGGGAGAACCUUCAAAAGGUGACGAUUCUAACAAUGCUCCGACCUCGUCGUCAGCUGUGAAUUCGGACAAUGAGAACGGGCCGAUGAUUCCCGACGCCAUAGCCCCGCCGGAUUUGAAUCAGGCCAAGAAGCCGAAGAAGAGCGUCUCCACCUAUUACAAGAAACAAAACGAGUUGCUGGAGAAUUUUCAAAAAGACACUGAGCAGAUCCAGGUGUUUCGAAAAACCCGAUUCACGUCGACGUGUAGCGAUGAACCCAGCAAUAGCAAUGGUAAUGGCACCGAAGUUGUUGACGAGACAGCCGAGCCCGGCGCUCCUUUGCUGCGGCAAUUGUCUGGCGACAACGAUCUCGAAACUUGUCGGAACGGCUCGAAGAAAUCGCUAAAGAAGCAGCGCUCGGAUUCUUUGCAGGAGAUGAUCGACAAAAACCAAGCAGCUCAGAAGCAAAGUCAAAGCGAGUCGAGGGCGGCCGGCAGGCUUUCUUUUCGUCACGCUGCUGAUCAACGUUUCUUUGAUGAUAGC